Molecule: messenger RNA, 1257 nt
Organism: Passer montanus (Eurasian tree sparrow)
Lineage: Eukaryota; Metazoa; Chordata; Aves; Passeriformes; Passeridae
Exons: 4
Coding region: 405-1103 (232 amino acids)
Source: RefSeq, a predicted model, not a curated record
GGUGGGACAGGGGUGGGACAGGGACACCGCUGUGAGGGACGCUUCCCCGAACCCUGGGACGAGACCACCGCGGAGAGGGCGGGGGGGAACUCCUCUCGCCCGUUCCGCUUCCUACCCGAUGGGCCAGAUACCGAACUCGUCCGGGCUGAUGAGCUUCCAGGAGCCGGCCAGGAACUCGCGGCACCAGGCGUAGGCCUGCUGGCGGGUGGCGGCGGGGACAUCGCCGUCCGCGCUGCCGCUGCCGCGGCCCCCCGCCGCCGCCGCCAUGGUCGCCCCUGCCCCGUCCCGCUCGGCCUGGGCGGGGCCCGGCCAGCUUCUAACCAAUAACAACGCUAUUUUCUGAUUGACUGUUUAAUGGACCAAUAGAAAGCCGCCUUGGGGAGGUGGCGCGUGCGCGGCAGCCAAUGGGCGUGCUCGGCGGGAUGCGGCGGAACGUGGAGGUGAAGGCGCGGCUGAGGGCGCGGGAGGAAGCGCUGAGGGCGGCCCUGAGGCUGCUGGGGCUGGGCCCGGCGGGCCCGGUGUGCCCCGGGGCCGGGCAGGAGCCGCCCCAGGUGUGCCCCGGGGCCGGGCCGGGCACGGGUGAGGGGCAGGAGCCGCCCCAGGCGUGCCCCGGGGCCGGGCAGGUGCUGCUCCAGACCGACACGUUCUUCCGGGUGCCGCGGGGGCGGCUCAAGCUGCGGCGGACACAGGACGGCCGGGGGGAGCUGAUUUUCUACGAGCGCCCCGACAGCGCCGGCCCCAAACUGUCCAGGUUCAGCAUCACCCCCACGGCCGACCCCGAGGGGCUGCAGGCGGUGCUGUCCCUGUCCCUGGGCGUGCUGGGCACGGUGAGGAAGGAGCGCCUGCUGCUCCUGCUGGGCCAGACCCGGCUGCACCUGGACCGGGUGCAGGGGCUCGGGGACUUCCUGGAGCUGGAGGUGGUGCUGCGGCCGGGGCAGAGCGAGGAGGACGGGCAGCGCCGGGCGCGGGAGCUGCUGCGGGAGCUCGGGGUCGGGGAGCAGGACCUCGUGUCUGGGGCCUACCUGGACCUGCUGCUGGCACAGGGGGACAACGGGGACACCGCCCCGUGCCACCCCCCAGCUGGGCACGGGCAGCAGGGCUGAGGGCUGGGGGCUGCUGGCUGUGCCCGCCCUAUAAACAGCUGUGCCUGCCCUAUAAACACCCUGUAUCCCCUAUAGACACCCUGUGCCCACACCAUAAACACCCUGUACCCACCCUAUAAACACCCUGUGCCCACCCUAUAAACACCCUGCACCU